Molecule: messenger RNA, 5755 nt
Organism: Entelurus aequoreus (snake pipefish)
Lineage: Eukaryota; Metazoa; Chordata; Actinopteri; Syngnathiformes; Syngnathidae
Product: protein FAM83B-like
Exons: 5
Coding region: 163-2763 (866 amino acids)
Biological process (GO): epidermal growth factor receptor signaling pathway
Cellular component (GO): cytoplasm; membrane
Source: RefSeq, a predicted model, not a curated record
ACUCCCUCCUGUCUUUGUUGCUUCCAGCCGAAGGGACAGUAGCUUCCUCAAAUGUUGAAGCACAAUUAUUGAAGCCUGUGCAUAAACCUCAUUGGGAUAUAUUUUUGGAGUAGUCAGCAGGAUUUUCCCACUUUAAAUGUCUAACUGAGGUCGCUUGUAGCGAUGGAGUCUUCCAACUUUUCUUCGCUGUCGUCCAUAAAGGGAGAGUAUGCAUCCGGGGAUUACAUGCAAUCCCACUACAAGGAGUCGUAUCGGCUGGCCAUCGAUUGCUUACUGAGCGGCGGCAGAGAAAGUUAUGCCGAGUUCCUCAAGGGAGAACGCACCGGGAGCUUCUUGUCCGAAGACGAGAUCGACUUCAUCACAACCAACGCCAAGCAGCUCCCGCCUCAGAACCCCGCCGAGGAAGACAACGCACCCGCGGAGAGCAGCAAAUCGUCCUCGGGGACGUACUGGCCCGUCAACUCGGACGUGGACGCUCCCAAUUUAGACCUGGGGUGGCCGGAGGUCGUGGAGGAAAACCAAGAGACCAACAUAGAUCUACUCUAUCAUCCCCCGAGACAGAACAGCCCCUCCAUUAAAGAAGUGGUUCUCAAGAAUAUCAGGGAAGCAAGACAGGUAAUCGGCAUUGUGAUGGAUAUGUUCACCGAUGUCGAUAUAUUCAAAGAAGCAGUUGACGCAUCCAUACGAGGAAUACCGGUCUACGUGCUUUUGAACGAUUCCCACUUGAAACAUUUCCUCACAACGGCUGAAAAUCAAGAUGUUAAAAUUCAACAACUGAGGAACAUGAGAGUACGGACUGUGAAAGGUGAAGAUUAUCUGUGUCGGUCAGGCACAAAAUUUCAUGGGGCAAUGGAGCAGAAGUUCAUCUUAGUGGACUGUCAUACAGUGAUUUUUGGCUCCUACAGCUUUACUUGGUCUUGUGGAAGGAUCAAUCUGAGCAUGGUGCAAGUUAUUACAGGCCAUCUGGUGAAGUCCUACGAUGAGGAGUUUAGAACGCUGUACGCAAGGUCCGCCGUGCCAGCUGAGCUGUGCCAACCAGAGGGUUCUCUCCACUCCAACGGUCUGCAUGAUAUGCGAACCUGGCCAAAAUAUAAUUCCCACUGCAGCCAAACGUUGGAUCGUCGGGACCAGUUGAGGCACACGUUGGACUCCGUCUACCGGAAGACCUGCGAGAGGAAUCAGUACGGACCUUUGAUUGAGCAUGACAUUGGUUUGCAAAAGCAUGUGUCUCAAUUUCCGUCCACAGAGACGAUUAACUUCUUAAAAAGGCACAGCUAUGCCGGGGAGAGACAAGACGGAUAUAUCCCACAGAAUGUCCGAGCCAGAGCAAGCAACUGGAAUAUUACUCGUGAAACCGGAAUUGGGACCAACCACUAUCCAUUGGAUAAUAAUUAUUUAGUGCCACACAUGUACAGGAGUCAAAAAGUUCGUCAGUCAUACAAUGGCAAUGACAAACACGUUCUGUCCGUACAGCAGAACAUGCCCACGCUGGAAAAAACAUCCAAGUCAUUCAUGCGCACAUGGAGGAUAGAGUCCUACCUGAAAAACCCAGAUGUCCCAUAUGGAGAGUCUGACUAUAUGGAUCCAUUUGAUCGAAGAAUGAGGUCUUCCCUCACUUACAGGUCUGCUAUGCCGGAGCAGAUGGAGAUCACCACACACAUAAAACCCACAUCCUCUGUAGGUAACCCGUCAUCAGUACACAACGCUUUGCACUACUCUUCAAUGCAGUGGAAUCCGAUCGACAGCAACAGAUCAAACAAUGACGAAUUUAUAAUGAGGAGAAAAACCCAGCAGAUGUUGGAGGACUAUGGCGGAGGGACAAGCGCAUACCCGUCUUCAUACGCCAGUUUGGGUAGAGCACAACGUGGGCAGAUCGCCACAAACCCUGACCUCCUGACAAACAGCUGGAACAAAAGGCACAGUGUGGCAGAUUCCAGAUCAAACUCGUCAUACACACAGGACUCCUCAAGUGGUAUGUAUGGGGGUUUUGCUAGAAUGCAAAUAGAUCGAGGCACAACUGGAAUCAAUCAUGGAGGAUACGUGUCAAAUCUCAAUGUGGACCAGAGAUCUGUCUCUCAAUACGAUGUCAAGAGCAACAGCACUUCCAGUUGGCUGGAGCAGCCUGCUCGGACGGUGUCUGAUGUAGCCCUGGAUAGGAAUGACGAGGAUUUGACAGUUAAAUCCAACAGAAUGGGCUCUCAGCAAUUUCUGAAGAAGAGCACAAAUAAGAUUAAGUCAUUUUUGAACAUACCAGACAAAAGAGAGAGCCAAACGAGAACAAUAGAAACCCCAAGCGUGACGUCAGAGAGCAGCACAGACACUAUAAAAGGUGAGGAUGAGAGCGCCAUCUCUGAAAGUGGGUUUAGAAUUCACCCUAGCAACUCAUCCAGCGGUUAUCACAAGAACCACACGGCAGAUGUAAAAUAUUCCGAACCACGAUUCACCACUGAGGAGCAGCGGCCAGCGCAAAUCUCUCGCUAUGAAACACAAAGUAAGGCAGACAUCCCUGACAAAAGCAACGACAUACCAGGUUGGAAUAAAGACAGGAAAACUGACCAUCGGCUCUACAGCAGAUUUGAGCCUUUCUGUUCAGUUGAAAAGAAGCAACCUAUACGCUCUCCAUUCACCUCUCUGGAGAAAACCAAAACUAAAAGUGAGGCAGUGAAUGACCACAGUUUCCACCGACUGGGAAGGAGUCACCAUGAAAAUAAGAUUGAGAAAUUCUUUCAUAAAAUGGGAAACUUCAUCCACAAGAACAAAUAGCAGAGUUUGAAAUGGUGUCUUGCCAAGGUGCAGGUCACGGAACAUUUGUUUGCCUGGCAAACCUGUAUUUUACUGUCACAAGUUAGUACCCAAACAGGUGAUAUUUACCAUAUUGUCACAGUGGGACCUAGAUAGUUGAAUACAACUCUGUUAAAUUACUAAUACAUUUAAAAUUAAUGAUUAAAUCACUUUGAAGUCUAUAUAUAAUAUAGACUUCAAAGUGAUUUAAUUCAUCCUGUUCAAAACCGUUGCCAUUAUAAAACCUGUAUUAACAAUACAGGCAGUGUUAUCAAACAUUGUAUAAUAAACCCACAAUAAAGUCAAACUACAGUAAAUCCUGGGCCACAGAGUGCACCUGCUUAUAAGCCGCGCCCACUUAAUUUUUUAUAGGUAUUGGCCGCAGUCACAGGUGUACACAUUAAAACAUGGAAUAUUUACACGUGUUUAUUCACGAGUUUGCCAAAAGACAGUGCCUGUAACAUGACAUACAGUAGUCUACCAGAGUGUGGCCUUCUCUUCAGUUCGGCCAUUGGGGUCCGUUAGUGUUGGUGGAUUUCUGUUCCGUUCGGCGGCUGUUUGCUUUUUUUGAUGGCUUGGUUGAUCGUCUUCAGCUUCAGGGCUGCGUUGAGUGCAUUUCGUCGUGUCUUCUCCACGAUGAAUGUGAGCCCACAACGCACUAAAUUGGCCGACUAAAUGAUUGUUAGAGUGCGUUUGAUUUACUGUGAACAAUUUCAUUGGUCCACCGUGAUCCGUUUGGCAAGUUCAUUGGUCUGAUGUGACGAGGCUACGUUUACUGGCUGCAUGAGAUGCUUUUGAAACCGUAAAAUCUAUGUAUUAGCUCCAACAUUGUAUAAAAUGCAGUGUUCAUAGCGUGGGGGAAAAGCAUUAUAGUCCGGAAAUCACAGUACUACCCCUUUGAACUGCAAGCUGCACACAUAAUGGAGAGCUGUGUGGUUGGUUUGUCAGCAUAUGGUUUAAAGCGAGUUUGUAAUGUUUUUUUGUUGUGUAACUGAUAUCUUCAUGGGCAAAAUCCCGAAACAACCUAUGAGCUAAAGAAAAAACGAAACAUAUCCAGGAAAAAGUCGCACAUGCUUAUGCUUAAUUUGAUUCAGGCCUGUUGAACAAAAACGUUCAAUAGAAUCUGUAUGGCUCUCUGAGGUUUUAAGCAAAAGGUCAAGGAUGCAGAAAAUGCAAACAUGUCACACAUGAUUUUUUAUCUUUAUUAACAUAAAGUAUGUCGGUAGAUGUUUAGCUAGUUUUGGUAAUCAUUUCCCCUGACCAAAAGCAACACACCUAUAGGUAAGGUUUAUGAUUAGCAAGGUCCAAAAUAAAUAUAUAGUAAGCCAGCGGAUUUAUUUUGGGGGGUACUUCCAUGUGCAGUGUCUAGGUCAAUCUUCCCGAAGUCUGCUUAUGCCAUUGACAAAUCAAUUCAUCUGAACACAGAUAUGAUAUAUCGAAUGACGCGGCAGGAGAUUUUUGGCAAGAUACUACGUCACUCUGCAGAUACAGGUUCUAGUUCUUUUGUUGUAUUGUAUUUGUACAGUACCACUGUGUUUAGAUUAAGAAGGCUUCCAGCAAACACUGUUUACAUUCGGGCUCUUCCAAUUGUGUUGUGCACUGGUGCACCUGACUGUACUGUAUGUUUACCUGCUGGACCAUGGCAGACCUCGAGAAAACCCACAACUUAAAUGAUAUCAUUAGAGCAGUACAUAUGUCAGACUGAGAUGUCAUUUAAAUAGUACUUGUGUCAAAGUGCCAUGAGUCUUAUAGACAAGUCUAUUUACAUUCCAAAGCACUUAUGAGUGACAAAGGGUUGCUACGAUUAAGAGUCGGUCACCAUGGUUUCUGUACAUUUUUGUAAAUAUCACAUAUUUUUAACACUGUAUUUCUUUGCAUUGCAAAUGUUGGGACUGUACAUGUUUUAUUGGACUCCAGACAUACACAAAUGUGUGUGUUGUUUAAUUUUGUAAGUAGAACAUGUGUACAUGGUAAGUGUUGCUAUAAAUGCACAUUCUGUAUGUAGGUGUACAUGUACAUUUACAUAAGCUUAUAUGUUUCGCCGAUAGUUUAAUUUCUGAUGCGUGUCAGCAUUAAACAUAUUGCAUGAAGUACCAAAGUGAAAAUGUUGUGGAUAUUACAAUGUACAGUAUAUACAGUACAGUAAAACCUGGGCAUUUGCCUCGCCCCAACUAAGGUUCAUCAACAUUGGAUAGGGAAAAUUCAAAUCCAUGUGUGGAUUAAAUGGACAAUGAUUCUAAAUUUGCAAAUGAAUUUGUUGUGCAUGUACAUACGCUCCUUAUAUCUUUUGCCUACUGCACGUAUGUAAGGCCUUGUGUGUGAUAAACCAUGAUGUUCGCUUCAGAGAUGAAGAGAGUCAUUGGAGCUGGGAAUAAUUAAUGUGUUGCAAAGUUCACUUUUAUUGCAAAUAUUGUUUCGAAAUCAGAGAAGAAGGAAUUCACGAAGGUGGGCUGUACCCGCUCUGAGCAAGUCGUAUACACACAGGAAUUAAUGUUCUAAAAGCCAACCAAUCACAGCCAUUACAUUGUGACGCGAGGUAUGAUUUCUUUCCAGAGGAGCACACUCAAGCCUUUGGAGGAGGGAGGAGUGCGCUUACAUAAGAUGUAUAAACCAAGGCUUGGUUUUGAGGCUUUAACACAAACAAAUUAUGCUAAAAAAGAUUAAUACCAGUGCCUCGCUCUGCCACUUUCUCAUCUCAAAACACAUUUCAGCUCACCCUCGCAUUACUCCUGGUGCUGUGGUUGUGUAAGCACAGGUCUUGUAUAUGUGCUUUAGUUACACCUUUGAACAUGCACAUUUUGUUUUGCUGUUGUUUUGGGAGAUUUUGAAUAAAUAAAUGAUGUUUUUGCUACGUUUUUUUUUUACAUUUGUUAUACAUCAAUUACUCUGACCAAAAUAUAUAUGUAUAUUAUUCAUUUCAAGCAGAAUUGAGUUCAGUCAGUUAGCCAAUAUUUUACGGCUUUUAUGUGGCCCC